AUGUCAACCCAGCCAUCAAUAAAUAAUGAUUUAAAUUCUAUACUGUCAACUAAUCGAUCAUUUGAAACUAAAAGUCCCAUAAGAACAAAACAAGGUUUAUCAUAUGUAAUAGGUGAUACUAAUAAUAAUGAAAAUCAUAUACUACCUAUAAAUGCUUUACAAUAUUCAUCUAUUAAUAAUCAAUUAUAUACUGCUGGUAGAGAUGGUUCAGUUAAAAUUUGGGAAGAUUCAAAUCUUGAGCCUAAUACCACACAAUAUGAAGAGAAUAACAUAAUAGAUUGUGAAGAUGUAAAUGAAAAAAUACUAAGACUUGAAACUUCCAUAUCAUCAAAUCCUUUACCAUAUCAUAAACCAAAAUACAAUUCCGACGGAUUUAAAAUCAUAGAUAAUCAUAAUCUUCAUUUUGAUUGGAUUAAUGAUAUCCAAUUAAUUAAUAAUGAUAGACAAUUAAUAUCUUGUUCUGCUGAUUUAUCAAUUAAAAUUAUUGACUUAUUUAAUCAAACUUCAAUUUAUAAAUUACCAAAUGUUCAUACUGAUUAUAUUAAAAAAUUAGCAUAUUCUUCAACUUGUCCUAAUAAAUUAGUAAGUGGUGGAUUAGAUGGAAAUAUAGUAAAUUGGGAUUUAAAUCAAUUAAAACCAAUAAAUGUUUUAGAAAAUAUUUCAACUACAAAUUUACCUUCUUCAAUAUAUUCAUUAGCUAAAAAUGAUCAAGGAAUUAUAAGUACUGGAGGUCCAAGUAAAACAAUAAAUUUAUAUGAUUCAAGAUCUUGUCAAUUUAUAAGAAAAUUAAUAGGACAUCAAGAUAAUAUAAGAUGUUUAUUAAUGAAUGAUCAAUUUUUAAUUUGUGGUUCAUCAGAUACUUUAAUAAAAUUAUGGGAUUUAAGAACUUUUAAAGUUUAUAAAAAUUUUGAUAUUCAUGAUUCAUCUAUUUGGUCAUUUUAUUCACCUGAUUCUUCAACUUUAAAAGAAUUUUAUUCUGGUGAUAAAAAUGGUAAUAUUAUAAAAACAGAUUUAUCACAAUUAUUUAUGAAUAAAACCAAGGAAGAUUCAUUUAGUAGUUCUUUUAAUAAUUCUGAAACUACUAUAAUUGAUGAAAAAUUAGGAGUUUCUACAAUGAUUGCUAAAACAAAUUCACCAGUACUAUCUAUUGUUACAGAAAAUGUUAAUAAUACAAUUUUUACUUCAAAUUGUGAUUCAUUAGAUCGAUAUACAAAUCCUAAUACAUCAAAUUUAUCAGAAUAUCAAUAUUUAAAAACUUGUUUGGAAUAUUCAAUAAAUAGAGAUACUUCAUAUAAAGAUAAUAAUAUUUUAGAUGAUUUACAAUCUUCACCACAACCUGAUGAUUUAAAUUCUGAUUUUUAUGAUUUAGUAAGUCAUUUAUCAAUGGAUACAAAUCAUCAUAAUCUUGAUUUACAAAGUACUUUUUCACAAAAUAUUAAUCAAAUUGAAGGAACUCCUCCAACAUUUGAUGAAGAUAGUGAAGAUGAUAAUAGUUCAAGUUCAGGUAAUGAUACAUAUCUUUCAAUGUUUUUAAAUGUUAAUGGAGGACCUUCAAUUGAAUUUAUUAAUGCUUUUCAACAAGAACCAGAAUAUGAAAAUCCAUUUUAUGAUAGUAGUCGAAAUGAAAAUUCACAACAAUCAAAAUUAAUUGAAGAUCAUCUAGACCCUACACCAGUUGAAAUUUUAUUGAAUCGAUUACCAUCUGAACAAGUUACUAUAAUACCUUUUAAUAUAAAACCAAUAAUACUGCAUGGAAUAUUACCAAAAAGUGUAAUAUCAAAACGAAUAUUUAAUAAUAAAAGACAAAUUAUGGUAUUAUAUCUUAAUGGUGAUAUAAAAAUUUGGGAUAUAUUAAUAUGUAAAGAAAUUAAAAAAUUUUCAAAUCAAAAUUCAAAUUUUUUAUUAGGUAAAGAUAUUGAAGGUAGAAAUAAAGAAAUGGAUGAUUUAUUUCAAGAAUUUCAAAAUUCAGAUACUUUAAAUAAUUGGUGUGAAGUUGAAAUAAAAGCUGGGAAAUUAUUAGUUACAACAAGAGAAACUUCAAUAAUGAAUGUUGAAAUUUAUUAUGAUGAUUUAAUUAAAGAUUAUCCUUAUUUAGCAAUUGAUAGUCCUGAAACUAUAGCAAGAUUAGGUGAAACUGCUAAAAAUUUCACAGUUUCAAAUGAUGAUAGAUUUCAUGUUGGAUUAAUAUUAAUUAAUUCAAUAUUUUCAGAAUAUGUUAAAUAUGAAAGAUCUGUUGAAAAUAUUAAAAUUGAUGAAACUUUAAGAUAUUAUCCAAUUAUAAAUUAUAAACAUUUUCCAAAAGAUAUGAAUAUGAUUUUAUUUGAACAUUCACCAGAAUUAGGAAAUUAUCGAGAUUUAAAUUAUUUUAAAUUGAAUGAUAUUGAAAACUUGAGUAAGACUCAAAAUCAACAACUUCUUAAUGAUUUAAGAAUGUUACCUAAAUGGAUAAGUCAACCUAUAUUAUAUAAUAAAUUAACUAUAAAAGAAUCUCCAAAAAUAACUUUCCAACUAUUGGAAUAUGAUUAUUUUCAAUUACCACCUAAUGUUAAAAUAGGUGGGAAAUCACAACGAAAAAUUAAAUCAUUACCAGCAUUAGAAAGUUCAAUAAAAUUAACUUCACAUAAUAUGUUAAGAGUUUCCAAAAUACUUUAUUUUUUAACUGAUAAAUUUGAAAAUAAAACAAAAGAAAUGAAAGAUAAAAAAUUAAAACCAACUGAUUGGUUAGUAUUAGAAUGUAAAGGUAUUGAAUUACAAAAUAAUAUGACUUUACAAACUAUUAAAACAAAAAUUUGGAAAAAAAAUACUGAUAUUGAAUUAAAAUUUAGAAGAAAAUUUGAUUUAUAG
Messenger RNA from Lodderomyces pseudojiufengensis, 2844 nucleotides. RefSeq lists its product as uncharacterized. Gene Ontology annotation, biological process: protein deubiquitination; double-strand break repair via homologous recombination. Lineage: Eukaryota; Fungi; Ascomycota; Pichiomycetes; Serinales; Debaryomycetaceae. The coding region runs from base 1 to 2844 and encodes 947 amino acids. The record is from RefSeq and is a predicted model, not a curated record. Gene Ontology annotation, molecular function: ubiquitin binding. The transcript has a single exon.